This is a messenger RNA of Cornus florida, 1085 nucleotides long. RefSeq names its product FAD-linked sulfhydryl oxidase ERV1. Lineage: Eukaryota; Viridiplantae; Streptophyta; Magnoliopsida; Cornales; Cornaceae. Gene Ontology annotation, molecular function: flavin adenine dinucleotide binding; flavin-dependent sulfhydryl oxidase activity. The record is from RefSeq and is a predicted model, not a curated record. The transcript has 6 exons. Gene Ontology annotation, cellular component: mitochondrion. Bases 115 to 711 code for a protein of 198 amino acids.
UACACCGUAGGAACACAGAAGGUUCUCAACAGUGAAGGGAACGGACCCCCGAAAAUAGUCGCUAUUGGAUUCGCGUAAUACCUUUUACUCCGCAGAACAUUCUCUCGUCUCUCCAUGUCUGAAAAUCCAUUGCAGGCUCUCUUUCAAACGUUCGAAAAAGUCUCACGCUGUGUUCAAACCCAUUUAUCCCAAUUCAUUGGCCUCUCCAAUCUCCCAUCACCCACAAAUGGACAGCCUCUCUUUUCUCUCUCCUCGUCUGCAAACCCAUCACGCUCAAACACUAACUCUGUUCUUCUCCAACCCAAAGACAGUCUCAGUGAGGGGAAAUCAACUUCACCGGUUACUAAAGAACAGCUUGGAAGGGCAACAUGGACUUUCCUUCACACUCUUGCUGCUCAGUAUCCAGAUAAUCCAACUAGACAACAAAAGAAGGAUGUAAAAGAGCUGAUGUCAAUAUUAUCUCGGAUGUACCCGUGCAAGGAAUGUGCUGAUCACUUUAAAGAAGUUCUAAGAUCAAAUCCUGUACAGGCUGGAUCUCAGGCUGAGUUUUCCCAAUGGUUAUGUCAUGUACACAAUGUUGUUAACAGAAGCCUCGGUAAGCUGGUAUUUCACUGUGAGCGAGUUGAUGCACGGUGGGGCAAGUUGGAGUGUGAACAGCGCGCUUGUGAUCUACAAGGAACUACAACAAAUUUUGGCAAUGAUAUACAUUAACUGAGAGAACUCAUUAAUGUGAUUUACAGGAAAUUAACAAAUGAUGGAGUUUGUGUUAUUAUGAUGUUAUUGUCCAUGGGAACCUCAUUUUUUUUUAAUCAGAAAAUAGAAUUUGCUGUUUCUUAUCCUGGGAAGUACGAGCUAGGUUGUCUAUUUGGCUGUUGCCUUUUAAGUUCAUAUGCUAUUGCUUCAUUCUUUGUCUAGAUCAUGUAAUUUUCUUUUUCUUUUGCUUCCUUGGGACUGUAUAGAACCUUUGUUUUUUUUCCUCUCCUGGGCACACCUGGGUGCUUUACCGAUUAGGCCAGUGGGUGAUGCCCGGCCUGUAUUGAACCUUGGUGUUGUGUUUAGAUUGAAACAAGCCGAGUAUUGAAUCU